ACCGUGAGUGUGUGUGUGGCUGCUGGAACAUUCGAAGGCCAACAUUGCAGUACUGAACAGGGAGCAGAGUACUGGGCCAGCAACUGACCCGAAUACUGCCGGUUUCACAGCUCUACCCCUACCACUCCACCACCACUUGGCACAUACCCUUCGUUCAGUAAAUACUGGUUAAAUGAAAAAUGUGAGAAGAAUGAAUGACGAGCGAGCCCACGGUUCAGUCCCAAGCGUAUGGCUUACCAGGUCCGCGAUGUGACAUUUGACUGUUGUCACCACUGGAGGGCGCCCCUCCACCCGACUACAUUGUGGGAUACACCUGAGGGCCCCCUCCUUAGAAAAAAGUUUUGGGAUUCCUCCAGAGGCCUUUCCUGGCCUUUUAUUGAAGAUUAGGAGCUUGAAAUCUCAAACCAUUGGGCUUACCCUUGUGCUGGCCUUUGACUUGUUACUUUUCACUUACCAUCAUCUGUCUCAGGUCAAGUUCGAGGGCACUGCAAAAAGUUCAUGGAAAAUGGAACUGGGUUCAUUUUGGUGCAGAAAAACUUUGCAAUGUGUGCAUUUUCCAUGAACUUUUUCAAGACUCCUCCUAUCCCCAGGAAAAUCUUACAUCAGGAUCCAUCACCUACCCUCGAUUUCUUGCCUUUGUAGCUGUGAUCACUGCAGUGUUUGAAGUCAUCUAGCUGUUUGUCCGUGUCCCCCACGAGCAGAUGAACAUCCUGAGAGCUGAGUUCGUGUCUGUUUAAAUCACUCCAGGGCUUCCCAAUAGAAAUACUUUAAAUCAGUACAGUAAUGAUGUGUCCUUGGUUCUGAGAACUACCCGGCUCAGGACUGGAUGUAUAAUGUGUGUUUGGAGACAGUUCUGGAGGAGAAAGCUGUGACAGAGAUUUGCUAAUUUAGGAGGAAUGAAGGGAUCUGGGAGUGGCAACCAGAAGGGGGCUUUAGGUGGGGGUGGUUUCCUUUUUCCAGCUCCUACAUUGUGCCCCUCCCCCUUUCCUAAUCCUCUAGGGUUUGAAGCCAACCCCCACCCCCUUGUAUACAGAUCAGAAAUCUUGGGGGUGGUGGCUUUGGAAAUCCCUGCUUCCCUCCCUGGGUCCUGGAGGGCUGAAGGAACCACAGUUAGUAAAUUUCCCUACCUUUGUUAUCAGCUGGGACCCUGAGACUCACCAAACCAAUAUUUAACAGAUGGAGAAACUGAGGCCCCAGAGAGAAAGCACAUUGCCAAAAGACACAAAGCCAGCCAGUGGAGAAUCAGGAUUGGAACCCAGGCUCCCAAUUUCCGCAGUGCCUCUCAGCACCACGUGUGGCUCCCCUGAUAGCCAGGAGCGCCCGAUUGACCGCCAGAGAUACGACGAGAACGAGGACUUGUCGGACGUGGAGGAGAUCGUCAGCGUCCGCGGCUUCAGCCUGGAGGAGAAGCUGCGCAGCCAGCUGUACCAGGGGGACUUCGUGCACGCCAUGGAGGGCAAAGAUUUCAACUAUGAGUACGUACAGAGAGAAGCUCUCAGGGUUCCCCUGGUAUUUCGAGAAAAGGAUGGACUGGGAAUUAAGAUGCCUGACCCCGAUUUCACAGUCCGGGAUGUGAAACUCCUGGUGGGGAGCCGGCGGCUGGUGGAUGUGAUGGACGUGAACACCCAGAAAGGCACGGAGAUGAGCAUGUCCCAGUUCGUGCGCUACUAUGAGACCCCCGAGGCCCAGCGGGACAAGCUGUACAACGUCAUCAGCCUCGAGUUCAGCCACACCAAGUUGGAGCACUUGGUCAAGCGUCCCACUGUGGUGGACCUGGUGGACUGGGUGGACAACAUGUGGCCCCAGCACCUGAAGGAGAAGCAGACGGAAGCCACGAACGCCAUCGCAGAGAUGAAGUACCCGAAAGUGAAGAAGUACUGUCUGAUGAGCGUCAAAGGUUGCUUCACUGACUUCCACAUCGACUUUGGAGGCACUUCCGUCUGGUACCAUGUCUUCCGGGGAGGGAAGAUCUUCUGGCUGAUCCCGCCGACCCUGCACAACUUGGCCCUGUACGAGGAGUGGGUGCUGUCGGGAAAGCAGAGCGACAUCUUUCUGGGGGACCGCGUGGAGCGAUGCCAAAGAAUUGAGCUGAAACAGGGAUACACGUUUUUCAUUCCCUCUGGUUGGAUCCAUGCCGUCUACACCCCCGUAGACUCCCUGGUGUUCGGCGGAAACAUCCUGCACAGCUUCAACGUGCCGAUGCAGCUGCGGAUCUACGAGAUUGAGGACAGGACCCGGGUGCAGCCUAAGUUCCGUUACCCCUUCUACUAUGAGAUGUGCUGGUAUGUCUUGGAGAGAUACGUGUAUUGUGUGACCCAGCGCUCCCACCUCACUCAGGAGUACCAGAGGGAAUCCAUGCUCAUUGAUGCCCCACGGAAGCCCAGCAUAGACGGCUUCUCAUCUGAUUCCUGGCUGGAGAUGGAGGAGGAGUCGUGCGAGCAGCAGCCCCAGGAGGAAGAGAAGGAGGAGGAGGAGGAGGAGGGCGAGGGUUCGGACAAGGCACCGAGGCCGCCCACCGAAGGCCCCGCCUCACCCACCAGCAACCCUUCUGAGGACCAGGAGGCCCCUGGGAAGAAGCCCAAGGCACCCGCCAUGCGGUUCCUCAAAAGGACUUUGUCUAACGAGUCGGAGGAGAGUGUCAAGUCCACAGCCAUGGCCACGGAUUACCCCAAGACGCCCACCGGCUCCCCCAGCACCGAGGUCUCUGCCAAGUGGACCCACCUCACCGAGUUCGAGCUGAAGGGCCUGAAAGCUCUCGUGGAGAAACUGGAGUCCCUCCCAGAGAACAAGAAGUGCGUCCCCGAGGGCAUCGAGGACCCCCAGGCACUUCUGGAGGGUGUGAAGAAUGUCCUGAAGGAGCACGCGGAUGACGACCCCAGUCUGGCCAUCACUGGAGUCCCCGUGGUCACUUGGCCAAAGAAGACUCCGAAGAACCGGGCAGUGGGUCGGCCCAAGGGCAAGCUGGGCCCGGCCUCCGCGGUGAAGUUGGCCGCCAACCGGACGACUGCAGGAGCUCGCCGGCGCCGGACGCGAUGCCGCAAGUGCGAGGCCUGCCUGCGGACCGAGUGUGGAGAGUGUCACUUCUGCAAGGACAUGAAGAAGUUCGGGGGCCCCGGGCGGAUGAAGCAGAGCUGCAUCAUGCGGCAGUGCAUAGCGCCAGUGCUGCCCCAUACCGCUGUGUGCCUUGUAUGUGGCGAGGCGGGGAAGGAGGACACGGUGGAGGAGGAAGAAGGCAAGUUCAACCUCAUGCUCAUGGAGUGCUCCAUUUGCAACGAGAUCAUCCACCCUGGAUGCCUUAAGAUUAAGGAGUCAGAGGGUGUGGUCAACGACGAGCUUCCCAACUGCUGGGAGUGUCCGAAGUGUAACCACGCCGGCAAGACCGGGAAACAAAAGCGUGGCCCUGGCUUUAAGUACGCAUCCAACCUGCCCGGCUCCCUGCUCAAGGAGCAGAAGAUGAACCGGGACAACAAGGAAGGGCAGGAGCCUGCCAAGCGGAGGAGUGAAUGUGAGGAGGCGCCCCGGCGCAGGUCGGACGAGCACCCCAAGAAGGUGCCCCCAGACGGUAUCCUGCGCCGGAAGUCGGACGACGUGCACCUGAGGAGGAAGCGGAAGUAUGAGAAGCCCCAGGAGCUGAGUGCGCGAAAGCGAGCCUCGACGCUUCAGACGUCGCCCGGUUCCUCCUCUCACCUCUCGCCGAGGCCCCCUCUCGGCAGCAGCCUCAGCCCUUGGUGGAGAUCCAGUCUCACUUACUUCCAGCAGCAGCUAAAACCUGGCAAAGAAGAUAAGCUUUUCAGGAAAAAGCGGAGGUCCUGGAAGAACACGGAGGACCGGAUGGCUAGCAAGCCCCUGCGGCGCUUCAAGCAGGAACCAGAGGACGAUCUGCCCGAGGCGCCCCCUAAGACCAGGGAGAGUGACCACUCGCGCUCCAGCUCCCCCACGGCCGGGCCCAGCACGGAGGCGGCCGAGGGCCCAGAGGAGAAGAAGAAGGUGAAGAUGCGCCGGAAACGGCGGCUCCCCAACAAGGAGCUGAGCAAGGAGCUGAGCAAGGAGCUGAACCACGAGAUCCAGAAGACGGAGAGCAGCCUGGCCCACGAGAACCACCAGCCCAUCAAGUCGGAGCCGGAGAGCGAGCACGAGGAGCCCAAGCGGCCCCUGGGUCUCUGCGAGCGCCCCCACCGCUUCAGCAAAGGGCUCAAUGGCGCCCCCCGGGAGCUGCGGCACCCGCUGGGGUCUGGCCUGCGCAGCCCGCCCCGCGUCAUCUCCCGGCCCCCACCCUCAGUGUCCCCGCCCAAGUGCAUCCAGAUGGAGCGCCACGUGAUCCGGCCGCCCCCCAUCAGCCCCCCGCCCGACUCACUGCCCCUGGAUGAUGGGGCGGCCCAUGUCAUGCACAGGGAGGUGUGGAUGGCCGUCUUCAGCUACCUCAGCCACCAAGACUUAUGUGUGUGCAUGCGGGUCUGCAGGACCUGGAACCGCUGGUGCUGCGAUAAGCGGUUGUGGACCCGCAUUGACCUGAACCACUGCAAGUCCAUCACGCCCCUGAUGCUGAGUGGCAUCAUCCGGCGACAGCCCGUCUCCCUCGACCUCAGCUGGACCAAUAUCUCCAAGAAGCAGCUAAGCUGGCUCAUCAACCGGUUGCCUGGGCUCCGAGACUUGGUGCUGUCAGGCUGCUCGUGGGUCGCGGUCUCAGCCCUCUGUAGUUCCAGUUGUCCACUGCUCCGGACCCUGGAUGUCCAGUGGGUAGAAGGACUAAAGGAUGCCCAGAUGCGGGAUCUCCUGUCCCCACCCACAGAUAACAGGCCAGGUCAGAUGGACAAUCGGAGCAAGCUCCGGAACAUCGUGGAGCUGCGCCUGGCAGGCCUGGACAUUACAGACGCAUCCUUGCGGCUUAUCAUCCGCCACAUGCCCCUGCUCUCCAAGCUGCACCUCAGUUACUGUAAUCACGUCACUGACCAGUCUAUCAACCUGCUCACUGCUGUCGGCACCACCACCCGAGACUCCUUAACCGAGAUCAACUUGUCAGACUGCAAUAAGGUCACUGACCAGUGCCUCUCCUUCUUCAAACGCUGCGGGAAUAUCUGCCACAUCGACCUGAGGUACUGCAAGCAAGUCACCAAGGAGGGCUGCGAGCAGUUCAUAGCCGAGAUGUCGGUCAGUGUCCAGUUUGGGCAAGUGGAAGAGAAACUCCUACAGAAACUGAGCUAGUCCAAGGACAAGUAUGUAAAUAUGGGCGGGCGGGGGGAGGACAUGCAGUGCGGGCGGGGAAAGACUUCACACAGACGAGGGCUUUUAUUUCCAUUUGGAACCUGGAACCACAGGUGAUUCCAUUUUGCAAGUCUUGCCAAGGGAGAAGCCGUUGAUCCGCUCGGGUCUGGGGGACGCGUGAGCUGGACGCUUUCCUCUGGGCUUUCAGAAUCGGAGCUGCACUGCUUUCCGGACCAUUUCUGAGGUGGCCUUUAAAGACAUUCCCGUCAGACGAGGAUGGACUUCGGGGAAGUUCUGGUUGGUCCGUGUUUAGGACGCCUCUGAGGUUCCUGGUGUCAGCACAGUGGACCACACACGCCAUCUGCUGCCGUCUAGACACAUUUUGUUUGUUUUGAUUUUGUUACAUCUUACAUUAUGCAGAACUAUUUUUGUACAAAUUGUUUAAAAGUUAUUUAUGCAAGGUCUGAAUGCAUACCAGUGUUUUUAUUGUUUGAGAUGACCAGUUUUCCCCAUUUCCUCAAGGUAGGAGAGAACUUGAUAUAUACUCAACACAACGAUCCAUCUGCAAAUGUCCCCAGAUCCGGCAAAGUGGGCUGAAACCUUCCACUUAAAAGCAUGUUUAACUGGAACAGAGAGCCUGCUUUGUGCGUUAGGAAGUUACCCAAGCAUGUUGUGGAUUAAUGUAAAUUAUAGUCAAAGUAAGACACUCUGCCAAGUUUUUCCUCUGUAAAAAGCUCACCUUUUUCUCAAGAAUUUAAAAACUCAGCCUUCAGCCUGUGCACUCAGGAGGGUUUUGCUCCAGCAUGAGCUCUAAUUUAUGCAGCGACUAAAGAAGUAGAACAAACACUCCAUGUCACCUUCGCCCCGUUCUCGCCCCCUGCAGGGGGAGCGGAGUUCUUGUUUAGGUCUGUGCCCCGGCUCCUCCUAGCUGUGAAGUUCUGCAUUCCUAAGUGCCAUUGUCGUGAGGUGGUGUUUCCCAGACCUUCCCUGGCGCGGUUUUACCUUUGUUGAAUUUGUAUAAACAAUUGUACAAAAACGA
Oryctolagus cuniculus (rabbit) is the source of this 6241-nucleotide messenger RNA. RefSeq names its product lysine demethylase 2B (gene KDM2B). The record is from RefSeq and is a predicted model, not a curated record. Gene Ontology annotation, molecular function: protein binding; zinc ion binding; DNA binding. Lineage: Eukaryota; Metazoa; Chordata; Mammalia; Lagomorpha; Leporidae.